CUUUAACUUAUGUUUCGCGUAUUUUGUCAACAUAUUUUGUGUGCGUGUUAUUGCAUUUAAAUACGUUUAUUUCGUUUCGGAAACUGUGAGAAUCAAUGUGGUUUUUGGUGUUUAUUGUUCCGUAGUGCUAUGCUUUGACUUUUGUCAGCUUGUUGUGCUUGUUUUAAUGCAAUUGUUGCGCUCAGCGGUACACUCUAUACAGACAUACAGCUUAUUUCGUACAGCAGUGCAUUAGAUAUGGUUUUAUUCUCUUUUUCAAUUGUGCUGUUUCUCUGUCUCGUGUACUCGUGCAGCAGGACUUGCCGGCUGACUGCACACGGCGAUCCUGCCACCACCUGGCACCACCUGCCACAUUCCCUACGAGAAACAAGGUUUGCCUACUGGCACCAUCACACAUUCGAGUCUCAGACCAGAAAAUACUCCAAAAUUCAGCGGAUCCUGCGGGAGGAUUGCGUGGGGCAGCAGAAUGAAGACCCGCCAUGUGCCAAACAGCGUCCAAGCAGCGUCUGCCAUGACAUCGACAACGGCCUCGUACCGGGCCAAACGGCGCAGCCGCAGCGAGGAUGAAAGCCAGGAGACCUGCGAGCGCGAAAUGCGACACGAGGCCCACGUCCGCGAGCGGCAGGAGGAGGUGAAACGCACUCGAGCUGCCACGGCGGCGGCACUGAGGUCGCGCCAGCAGCAGCACCAUCAACUGCAGCAGCUAUCGGCGCGCAACAGCCAACGCUGGCCAAUGGUGGACCCCACCCCCAGGGGCACGAAGAGCGAGCGAUCCCCGGUGCUGGUGCCGGAGAAGCCGGCAAGUAAACCAAAACCCGCGGCAACCAAAAGCAAGCCAAAGGCUAAAGAAAAGCCAUUGAAGGCAGUGAAGGAGUGUGGAGAAUCGCCGCCGAGAGAGCAGCAGACGGAGAAGGAUCCGCUUUGGAGAGAGGAGCUGUUAAUAGACGAUCCCAGGAUCUCCGAGGCGGACAUGCGCAGAAUUAUAAAGGAGCAACAGCAGCAGGAGCAGGAGCAGUCGCUGGGUCAUCAGAUGCAGCCAGCAGAUUCCCAGCUGGCCGUGGCACUGCACAGCCUGGUGGCGGAAUUUCUGCACGCGGAGAACUAUCAGUUGGCCUUCUCUGUGUUCUGCAACGAAAAUCCACAACGUAGGGGCGAUGGCGACCCAGAGGCGAGGCACAGCGAGUUCCGCUUCAGCCAGAGCGAUUUGCAGGACGUGCUGGGCGCUGUGCUCGCUGGCUGGGGCGACACCACGGAGAAGCUCAGUGCAGCGGUGCAGCGCAGCUACUACCAGGAGCAGGACCAGAGCCUGCUCCGAGCUUUGCUGCGUGUCCUGAUGAAUGCCAAGCAGCAGCAGCAGCUGCAGUUGAAGAUUAAAGGGCCACCAAAGGAGGACAUGGAUGCCGCAGAGGAGGCCCGUUCCGUGUUGAUUGGCCCUCGCCUCUGCGAAAGCAUUCACUCCAUGAAGCAGCGGCUGAGAGAGGUGAUGCGGCACAUGAUCCCGCUCUCGAUUGCAUGUGCCCCGCCUGUGGAUGUCGUCAGCGAGGAGGAUCUCGAGGACUUGCUGCUGCUCGAGCUGGAGGAGCGAGAUCGCCUGAUCGAGGACGGGCACAAGCUGGAGCCAGCAGAGACUGCCCUACUGCUGCCAGACCUUCACCCACGCAACCAGAUGACGGCCCAGCAGGAGGCGGACAACCUAAUGGUCGCCGCAGCUGCUGAACAGAUCGAGAAACCAGUGAUGCAUGUGAAUAUGCCGCAGAUGCCGCAACUCUUUGCGCAGCAAAUCGGAUACAUGGCCACCAUUCGCCAGAGCGUGGAGCGGAUGCUGCGCAGCGAGAAGCAGCCACAGCCGAACAACCUGUUUGCCAGCUUCGAGCAGAUGGACCAGCUGGUAUCGGAGCUGUGCGUCAAUGUCAGCCUGCUGGUAAACAUGGUCAACAUGGCGAUGGAGCAGGAGCAUGCGGUGGGCAGGAACGCCGGAUUCAAGCUCGGCUACCACGAGGGAUUCAGCCAUGGCCACUUCUUGGCCGCUCAGGAGGCCGCGAAAUUGCCCCUGAAGGAGCAGUUGGAGCAGAAGCCUGAGGAGCGGCCCACCCAAACCAUACCAUGCCGGGAUGUGGCUGUCCAGGCCAAGGCAAUUCGCAGCAAACAUGUCUCCACACAGACCGCGAAAUUGCCCCUGAAGGAGCAGUUGGAGCAGCAGCCUGAGGAGCGGCCCACCCAAACCAUGCCAUCCCGGGAUGUGGCUGUCCAGGCCAAGGCAAUUCGCAGCAAAAAUGUCUCCACGCAGACCAAGAAAAAGAAGGUGCAGCUGCAUGUGCCAGAGGAGGAGCUCCAAGUGGAUGUUCCCAUGGUGAAACGAGUCGAGGAGGUUCCCAAAGAGCAGCAGUGGGAAAUGGCAACCCAAACGAUAAUGGCCCAAGUGCCUGUGGCCGUGGCUGCAACACAAACAAAGAAGAUCCUGAAGACAGAAACUUCAGGCCCAGUGGCAGUGGCUGCAACUCAAACAAGCAAGAGCCAAGAGGAUGUGAACACUGCAACCCAAACGUUGAAGGAGGAUCAGGAGAAGGUCCAAGUGGCAAGGGGCACACAAACGAAGGCGAGUCCUUGCAAACGGACCUACGAAGAUUGGAUCGAGGAGAUGCUGCGCAGUGGCAGUGGCAAGUUGUUCCUGAAGCGCGUCGAGAUGUCGCUGAAGAAGGCCAGCGAUCUGCAGAAGCAGCAACUGGAGGAUCUCUACCAAGUGAAAAUGAAACAUCAGGCCGAGAUGAUGCAGCUGAGCCAACGGCAGAGCUCCUGGCGGACACUUUGCCGCCACAUGGACUCGGAUACGUCUGUCGAGGCACGAGAUUUGGUGCACAAGAUCUUCAAUCUGCUGGAGCACUACGAGGCCCAUCAGCAGCUGCUAACCGAACAGAUGGAGGCAACGGAGUUGGCUGCCCAGAAGGCGGUGCGCUUUGUGCCCGUGUUCAACGAUAACAAUGGAACAGACAUUCCCAUUUGCACCUCGGCCGCGUCCACACCUCCUACCUCAAGUCGUUCUAAGCCAACAUCAGUGGCUGCUGCUGCUGCAUCUCCCCUGGAGACGCCGCGCUCUGCCCAGCAGCAGCAGAUGGUGCCAGCGGCGCCGACAAUUGUUGUGGCACCAGCCUCGCACAGGCCCAACGUGCAUACUGUGGCUACCAAUACGCCACGCGACACGUCCUCGCCGCCUCAGCAAACAACUUCGCCAUAUCCAGCAUCGCCUAAUCCUUCGACGCAGCCGGUUUCGUCUCAACCAGCUUCGUCGCGUCCAGCCUCAUGGCGUAGAGCGACAGCAUCGCCCCAUCCAGCUUCCCCUCAUCGUGAGUCGUCUUAUCCAGCUUCAUCUCGGGCAGCUUCGUCUUACCGAGCUCCGUCCCAACGAGCUUCACCUCAAGCAGCUGCUUCUUCAUUCACGUCUCAGGCAGCACCAGCACCAGCAGCAGCUGCUGCGAGCUUCGAGAAUGCUUUGGCCAGUGCCAAGAGUCGCAUGGAACAGCUGGAGGAGGAGAGUGAGCGGCUAGAGCAAAAUUUUCUCGACUAUCUGGAGCGCUCACGUCAAACGCUGCCGGAGCAGCAGCUGCCGCCGCCGCCCAGUGCAUCCAAAAAGAAGAAGAAAAGCUCGAGACGAAGGUUUGAGGAUGCCUCGACUCUGUUCGAAAUAGAGGAGCUCAAUGAGCAGCAACAGCAAACGCUGACAAAGAAUGAUAACGAGGUGGAGCCAGAGCCAGCGCCGGAGCCAGAUACCUAUCAGUUUAUUAAUACAUUAAAUGUGGCCAGAAAGAAGCUGCUGGGGGAGCCCUGUCAGCCCGCAAAGGAGCCAACGAAAGGUUUAAGCCGGGAGUUGGCGCAGGUGCAGGAGCAAACGCAGCAAAUUCUGUACCGCAUGCGGACAGAGCACUCGCAGAGCACCACCCACGACCACCUACUGCCGGAGAUCACAUCCGAAUCGAACAGCAGCAGCAGCAGCGAUGAACUGGAAGUGCUCAUGCGGCGGGCCAUGCACGCAAUGAAGUUGAACGAGGAGCAGUCUGCGCUUUCAAAUUUCCAGCUGCUUGACUACAACACCAGCAGCACCCUCGCCAGCGGCAGGAGCAGCCGGCACAGCGCUGUCAGCGAGAUGUUCCAGCCAAAGACUGCCGCCAGCAGGCAGCCAACGGAUAAGGAUGCAGCAACGUCGCCGAGCGUACGGCUGCAGCGAUCCAUGGCCAAGAUGCAGGAGCUGUUUGCAGGCGCUGGGAUACUAGCACCAGAGCAUAGAGUGCCACUGCCACUGCCACUGCCCAGAUCCACAACAGAUCCCACAAGGCCCGUCAGUGCACCCUCGCCUGGUGGGAAGACAAGAGCAGCAGGCGGUGGAAAAAGCCGCCCCCACACGGCACCCACAACGCAACAGAAGAAACAGAAACAGAAUCAGCAACAGCAGCAACAGUACUUCCCUUCAACCAUCGAGGAUUGUUUCAAUGUGAGCUCCUCCGUGGACAGCAGCAGCUACGGGGGACUGGUGCUGGAUCAUCUGUUUGACAACACGACAGCGAACCGGCAACUGCCAGCCAGUCCGGAGAUCCUGCAUAGCCGCAACUUCUGGAAACGACUGAACCUAUGAGACCACACAUACACAUACAUCCAUCGAGAGGGAUGUCCUUGGUAGAGUAGAUUCCCUUACGCCCAUAAAUGUGCCACUCAUUUCCAAGCCAAAAGUCUUGAAGGGGAUUUUAUUUUGUAGUUAGAUGACAGACAGCUCGAUGGGAUGGAGAGUCUACAGUGUGGAUGCGCUUGGAGUGGAGAGUGUUGAUGUCUAGACCGCUGUGCCAUUGAUCAGAUCGUAGGGAUCGAGAUUCUGGCCAAAGAGACUCGCAUGGGAGCGUCGACGCUCUCGCUCGAUCUCGUCCAAAUCGAAGGCGGCAUCGUUGACCGCGAAACUGGCCCGCCUUUGGGCAUCGUCAAAGGCAUAGCCACGCUGGAAUUUCGGCGGAUGAGCAGCACCUGGAGCCGCAUUCACUGCCACACUCGUGGCUGGAUACAGCGGCUGGGGAUGCUGCUGGUAUCCCCCAUGGCCGUAGUUCGAGGGUGACGAUGGAAUGGCCGCUGGCCAUUGAACCACCUGAGUCUUAGG
Messenger RNA from Drosophila guanche, 5134 nucleotides. RefSeq lists its product as uncharacterized. Lineage: Eukaryota; Metazoa; Arthropoda; Insecta; Diptera; Drosophilidae. The coding region runs from base 467 to 4624 and encodes 1385 amino acids. The record is from RefSeq and is a predicted model, not a curated record. The transcript has 4 exons.